AUGCAGGAUGCAUAUGCAAGAUUUGACAAGGGAUGCAUGAACCUGGCCCCAACUUGGAAUACCAAGUGUGCCACUGGAAAGAUGAGCAUUUCGGGCAUCAAGAUUAACUCAAAUGAAAAUGAUGCAAUGGAACAAAAUGAUGUACUCUCUGAGACAAACAUUUUGAUAUGCUAUAUGCCCAAAACGGAGCUACGGAUGAGGAGAUACGACAUGAUGAACAAGGGCACCACGAUGAGGAGCCUGGCCACCGGAGAGCUGCUCCACGGCAUACCCACCGACAUAGGCAGCGUCAACGGGAUCACCGGUAGGCGUGGCGACUCCGAGGUGUUCGUUGAGUUCUCGAGCUUCCUCACUCCGGGGAUCAUCUACAGGUGUGAUCUCAGCUCCAGGGCUCCUAAGAUGAGCAUAUACAGAGAGAUCACCGUCCCGGGCUUCGAUCGCACGGAUUUCGAAGCAAAGCAGGUGUUUUACCCGAGCAAGGACGUGACCAAGAUCCCGAUGUUCGUGGUGUCGAGGAAGAAGAUCGUCCUGGACGGGUCGCACCCGGCGCUGCUCUUUGGCUACGGCGGGUUCGGCAUGAGCAUGACGCCGCAGUUCAGCGCGGCCCGCGUCAUCCUCAUGAGGAACCUGGGGUUCGUGACGUGCGUCGCCAACAUCCGGGGCGGCGGCGAGUACGGGGAGGACUGGCACAAGGCCGGCUCGCUCGCGAACAAGCAGAACUGCUUCGACGACUUCAUCGCCGCCGGUGAGUUCCUCAUGUCCGCCGGGUACACGAGCCCGAGCCGGCUGUACAUCGAAGGCGGGAGCAACGGCGGCCUCCUGGUCGCCGCCUGCAUCAACCAGCGGCCCGGUCUCUUCGGCUGUGCUCUGGCUCACGUCGGUGUCAUGGACAUGCUUCGGUUCCACAAGUUCACCAUAGGUCGUGCAUGGGCUUGCGAUUUCGGCUGCUCGGAGAAGGAGGAGGAAUUCCACUGGCUGCCAGUCCGGUCAUAA
Triticum dicoccoides is the source of this 993-nucleotide messenger RNA. RefSeq names its product prolyl endopeptidase-like. Gene Ontology annotation, biological process: proteolysis. Lineage: Eukaryota; Viridiplantae; Streptophyta; Magnoliopsida; Poales; Poaceae. The coding region runs from base 1 to 993 and encodes 330 amino acids. Gene Ontology annotation, cellular component: cytosol. The transcript is spliced from 7 exons. Gene Ontology annotation, molecular function: oligopeptidase activity; serine-type endopeptidase activity. The record is from RefSeq and is a predicted model, not a curated record.